Astyanax mexicanus (Mexican tetra) is the source of this 1983-nucleotide messenger RNA. RefSeq names its product sarcoglycan, delta (dystrophin-associated glycoprotein) (gene sgcd). NCBI's taxonomy places the organism in Eukaryota, Metazoa, Chordata, Actinopteri, Characiformes, Acestrorhamphidae. The record is from RefSeq and is a predicted model, not a curated record. Bases 741 to 1607 code for a protein of 288 amino acids. Gene Ontology annotation, cellular component: sarcolemma; sarcoglycan complex. The transcript is spliced from 8 exons. Gene Ontology annotation, biological process: heart contraction; cardiac muscle tissue development.
CUCUCACACUCUCUCUCGGUCUGCAUUCGUUCCUUCACCCUCCCGUCUGCUCUCCCUCCCUCUCCUUCCUUCUCUCUCUUUCUCUUGUGCACACACUCUCUCUCACUCUCUCGCUCUCUCUCUCACUCUCUCGUGCUCCCUCUCUCCUGCCUGCUCUCUUCGCUUCAGUCCGGGAUAAAUAAAGCCAGCCAGAAGGAUGCGGAGUGCAGGAGAGUCGCGGUUGCCCGUGGACGAUGCGCAAUGUUGAGCCGCCGUUGCUGAGGAUUUUACAGGCGCUCUUUCGCUCUCUGUGGAUCUGCCACCCCAAACCUUUUUUUACCUCCCCUUUUCCCACCCAUCCCACUACCACCACACCACCCACCCACUGGAGGAUGCUCAGUCUUACCUGCUCUGCUGCCGUACUACUACUACUACUAGCUGCCAGGACUACUGCCACUUUCCCAGCUGCUCUCUCCAGCUUCUCCUGCCCCACAGAUCCACUCUCGCUUCCAGCCAGCCACAGGGGGCUCCGGCUGCCCCUUCUUUCCUGAGACCCAUGGAGCCCACCCUGAAGGCAGAUCCCCCACUUUGGUAGACGUUCUUCCUUCCUCCUCUUCUCCUCCUCUCCUACUUCCCCUUUUCCUUCUUGCUGCGGGCUUGGCACUAGCUUUGCCAGGCAUAGAGAUAAGGAGGCACUGGCAGCUCUCCAGCUCCAUGCUUUGACCCCUUCAAGGCUGCGAUUGUCGGCAUCUGACAAAGAGAUGACCCAAGAACAGUGCACUCAUAGGAACAAUGUCCAGAGCACAGAGAAACCGCACGUGUACAAAGUGGGCAUCUACGGCUGGCGGAAACGUUGCCUUUACUUCUUCGUCCUCCUCCUCAUGAUCCUCAUCCUGGUCAACCUCGCGCUCACCAUCUGGAUCCUCAAGGUCAUGAACUUCACCAUAGAUGGCAUGGGUCACUUGCGAAUCACAGAGAGAGGACUCAAACUAGAGGGCGACUCCGAGUUCCUCCAGCCGCUGUAUGCCAAAGAAAUCCAGUCCAGACCAGGUAGUCCACUUUUCCUGCAGUCAUCUAAAAAUGUCUCAGUCAACAUCCUCAAUGGGAAGAACCAGCUGGUCUCACAGCUAAUUGCAGGUUCCCAUGGAGUUCACGCGCGGGGCAAGAUGCUCGAGGUGAAGUCAAGCUCGGGCAAGCUGUUGUUCUCCGCCGAUGACCACGAGGUGGUGGUGGGGGCCGAGAGAUUACGAGUCAUGGGGGCAGAGGGAGCCGUGUUCAGCAACUCAGUGGAGACCCCACACGUCCGAGCGGAGCCCUUCAAAGAGCUGCGCCUGGAGUCUCCCACCCGUGCACUGUACAUGGAGGCUCCUAAAGGCGUCCAGAUUCAGGCGGAGGCGGGCGACAUCCAGGCCACCUGCAGAAGCGACCUGCGUCUGGAGUCUAAAGACGGCGAGAUCACUCUGGAUGCCAAGAAAAUCAAGCUCCUGCGUCUGCCCGAGGGGAAAGCCUCGCCCUCAGGAACCAGACAGACUGUCUUUGAGGUGUGUGUCUGCCCCAAUGGGAAACUCUUCUUAUCACAAGCUGGAACAGGAUCCACAUGCCAGAUCAGCAACAAUGUCUGCCUCUAGACACUCUUUAACUCCUGAACACACACACACACACACAUACAUACACACACAAACGGCCAUACACACACACUAACACAUACACACACACACACACACACACACACACAACUGUCCCUUUUUACCCACACGAACUGCAAACCUGAUCCUCUGAAGAGUCCCAAUGUGAUAAGAACUUGAAUCACUGAAUCUUUCUUUGUGGAGAUCCGUGAAGAGACACUUCAGUGUCGCAGCCUGUUUUGCUGGGCCAUUUUAACGGCAGAAACUUUUGGGUGAUCACCUCGAAAUACACCUCAGUUCGCCUGCAUUUCUCAACCGCUUUUUUUUUUCGUCCAGUCCACAGAUUUCCACAGCUGUUUUAUUCUAAUUCUUUAGAUUU